CUAGAUUUUGUAAAAGUAAGUCACAUUGAGGCAGCUGUGCCGCAGUCAUCCUGUCGUCGGUGAGGUUGGAAGGCGAAGUGCUCGCGCGGGAUGAUUGGUGAGGUGUUCCACUGACCGCGCCCUCAUUUCGCGCCUAUAACCGCUACCGGGAGGACGCGCAUUGAGCGGCAGAUCUGCUGUGUCGUUUCAUGCAGGUGGAGUGGCUUGACGCGCUCACACAGCCGUCGUCUGUACGCCAGUGAAAGGGGAGGGCAAACAACCGCAUUUCGCGUCUCUGGACUAUACAAAAGACCAACGAACAAUUUCCAGUGAGAAGUGGGGAUAACGCGCGCUCACUUUCAGCCACAAACACAGAGACCUGGUCAAGGAAGAUUUCUGAUGGUGACAUCUUGCCGGUGGAAUGCAGACGCACAUUUCUAAAAGGAGCUGAGGUUUUCUGGGGAAAAUAAAUCAUGCAUUUGACCUACUACCCACAAAACGCAAAAUACAACCGCAGCAGUAAUCCUACUUUCACCAGGGGGUGAGAUACAAAAAUCUGCCUUUUAACAUGUCGAGUCAACUAGAUUUUUAGGGCAGUUUUAGAUUUCAAAGCACUAAGUACCGUGUGAGUUUUUUUUUUUUUUUUUUUUUUUACAUGGGCUUUCAGAAGUGUUCCUCAAUGGAGUUCCUCAGUGGAGAAUCAAGAUGGAGAAUCAAGUGAAAAGAAAUCCUUAAAUACUAGGCUUUUUUUUUUUUUUUUAACUGGGACCUUACUAUUUAUGCAGUGCUAUUUUGGAGAAGGCCAGAUAAAUUAAUACGCUAGACUGGGAAUAAAUCUCUCCUCUGCAGUGGAUUAAGAGAAACAGAACAUUAGGAAAAAGAGGAUUAGGAGCACGCUUGGAAGAUGAUGACGCGGAAGUGGAGGUGCGGCGCGAAGUUAUCGCAAGCAUCCGUUUGGCUGGGACUCGUGGUGGCUGUUGCAGUCACCACAGCACUAGAGUUUGACGGCCUGCCGGGCCAGUGGGUUCGCUAUGGACCCUGGGAGGCGAGAGCCACUGGAGAGCUGAGCUUCACCAUGAAGACAAACAUCAGCAAAGCUAUAGUGCUAUACCUGGACGAUGGCGGUAACUGUGACUUCCUGGAGCUCCUGAUCAACGACGGCCGGCUGCAGUUGCGCUUCGCCAUCCACUGUGGCGAGCCGGCCUCGUUGCACAUGGAGACGCACGUCAACGACGAGCGCUGGCACCGUGUGCUGCUAACAAGGAAUUACCGUGAGACCAUGCUGGUGAUGGAUGGGGAGAGCAAAGUGGCGGAGGUGAAGUCAAAACGAAGGGAGAUGAUGGUGGCCAGCGACUUGUACGUGGGCGGGAUCCCACCGGAUGUGCGUCUCUCGGCCCUCACGUCCAGCACGGUCAAAUAUGAACCACCUUUCCGAGGCCUGAUCGCCAACCUGAAGUUAGGCGAGACGACUCCUGCCCUUCUGGACAGUCAGGGGGUGAAGAACGAUCUGGAAUACCUGUGUACCAAACAAAACCCCUGCAGCAACGGAGGACGCUGCUCCAUUCACGACAGCGAGGUGCUGUGCGAUUGCUCCAAUACCGGCUACAAAGGGAAAUACUGCACUGAAGGUCUGGCGCACCUGACGUUAAAGAGCCAAGCCCCAGGAGCAGCUCCUCUGAUGGCCACUCCUGCAGCAGGUGAUCUGGAAUCAGGCCAAGUGGAGUCAGUGGCCACAUUCAAGGGUAAUGAGUUCUUCAGCUACGACCUGUCCCAAAAGCCCAUCCAGAGCAGCACCGAUGAAAUCACCCUGUCCUUCCGAACGCUGCAGCGGAACGGCCUCCUGCUCCACACCGGAAAGUCCGCCGACUACGUCAACCUGUCUCUGAAAAGCGGUGCUGUGUGCCUGGUCAUCAACCUGGGCUCCGGCGCCUUCGAGGCUCUGGUGGAGCCGUCCGACGGCAAGUUCAACGACAAUGCCUGGCAUGCUGUCCGUGUGUCCCGCAACCUGCGUCAGCGCGCAGGGGUUGGACUCCCUACGGUAAACAAACUGCAUUAUAUGGUGACGAUAUCGGUGGACGGGCUGCUGACAACCACUGGCUACACCCAAGAGGACUACACCAUGCUGGGAUCAGAUGAUUUCUUCUACGUGGGCGGCAGUCCAAACACCGCGGAUCUUCCCGGCUCCCCCGUGAGCAAUAACUUCAUGGGCUGCCUUAAAGAUGUGGUCUACACCAAUAAUGAGUUCAGACUGGAGCUCUCCCGCCUGGCUGAAUUGCGUGACCCCAAGGUCAACCUCCACGGCGACCUGACCUUCCGCUGCGAGGAUGUCGCCGCAUUAGACCCUGUCAGUUUCGACGUGCCAACCGCUUACGUAACCCUUCCACGCUGGAACACCAAGAAAACCGGCUCCGUGUCCUUUGACUUCCGAAGCACCGAGCCCAACGGCCUCUUGCUGUUCAGCCACGGGCAGCCACAAGGUUCCAAAGAUCGCACGCCAAAGGUGGACUUCUUCGCCAUGGAGCUGCUAGACGGAUUCCUCUACCUGCUCAUGGACAUGGGCUCCGGCAGCAUCAAGAUGAAAGUCGGGAACAAAAAGGUCAAUGACGGAGAAUGGUGCCACGUGGAUUUCCAGAGAGAGGGCAGGAAAGGCUCCAUCUCAGUUAACGGCCGUAGCAUGCCCUUCUCCACCAACGAGGGCAGUGAGAUCCUCGAUCUCGAUGGUGAAAUGUAUCUGGGGGGUCUACCAGAGGACAGCGGCGGUCUUCCUCUCCCGCCAGAGGUGUGGACCGCCCGCCUCAGGCUGGGCUUUGUGGGUUGCGUGCGGGACCUCUUCGUAGACGGGCGCAGCAAAGACCUGCGGCGGUUGGCGGAGCUUCAGAGCGUUCCGGGUGUCAGCAGCUUCUGUACGAGGGAGACACAUCGGAGGUGCAGCUCGGAGCCCUGUGCCCACGGAGGCCGCUGCCGUGAAGGCUGGAACCGGCAUGUCUGCGACUGCACUGGAACUGGAUAUCUGGGUGCCAACUGUGAGAUGGAGUCCGCAGUGCUGAGUUAUGACGGCAGCAUGUUUCUGAAGAUCCUGAUGCCCCACGCCGUUCACACUGAGGCUGAGGAUGUGUCUCUGCGCUUCAUGUCGCAGAGGGCUUAUGGUCUGCUCAUGGCCACCACCUCCAAAGAGUCCGCCGACACCCUGCGCCUGGAGCUGGACGGGGGAAGGGUCAGACUCACCGUCAACCUAGAUUGUAUCGGGAUAGACUGUAACCUUAGUAAAGGACCGGAGACUCUGUUCGCAGGGCAUAAGCUGAAUGACAAUGAGUGGCACUCUGUGAAGGUGGUGCGCCGUGGGAAGAGCCUGCAGCUUUCUGUUGACAAUGUGACCGUGGAGGGCCAGAUGAGCGGAGCACACACGCAGCUGGAGUUCCACCACAUAGAGACGGGCAUCAUGACCGAGCGGCGCUUUAUCUCAGUCAUGCCUUCCAACUUCAUCGGCCACCUGCAGGGCCUCGCUUUCAAUGGCAUGCCGUACCUAGACCAGUGCAAGAAUGGUGAUAUCUCCUACUGCGAGCUCAAUGCCCGCUUCGGCAUGCGCCGCAUCGUGGCCGAUCCGGUCAGCUUUCGGAAUCGAGGCAGCUAUGUGGCGCUGUCCACCCUGCAGGCUUACGCCUCCAUGCACCUCUUCUUCCAGUUCAAGACCACCAGCCCCGAUGGUCUGAUGCUGUUUAACUCUGGAGACGGCAGUGACUUUAUCGUGAUUGAGCUUGUGAAGGGGUACAUCCAUUAUGUUUUUGACUUGGGCAAUGGGCCGUCGCUCAUGAAGGGCAACUCCGACAAGCCGCUCAAUGACAACCAGUGGCACAAUGUGAUGGUGUCCCGCGAUGACAGCAACGUGCACACGCUCAAGAUCGACUCCCGCACGGUCACGCAGCACUCCAAUGGAGCCCGCAACCUGGACCUGAAAGGAGAGCUGUACAUUGGAGGUGUGGGGAAGAGCAUGUACAACAGUCUGCCCAAGCUUAUAGCAUCGCGGGAUGGCUACCAGGGCUGCCUGGCCUCAGUUGACCUGAAUGGCAGACUCCCUGACCUGAUCGCAGAUGCUCUGCACCGUGUGGGCCAAGUGGAGCGAGGCUGUGAAGCCGCCCCCGGCACAACCUGCAUGGAGGACUCCUGCUCCAAUCAGGGAGUGUGUCUGCAGCAGUGGGAGGGGUUUACUUGUGACUGCACUAUGACGACAUAUGGUGGUCCCCUCUGCAGUGACCCUGGGACCACGUAUAUUUUUGGGAGAGGAGGAGCACUCAUCACAUACACCUGGGCACCCAAUGAUCGGCCAAGCACCCGGGCGGACCGUUUGGCCGUGGGCUUCAGCACCCAGCAGAGUGAUGCCAUCCUGGUGCAGGUGGAGAGCAGCCAGGGCCUCGGAGACUACCUGCAGUUGCACAUCGAACAAGGGAAGGUCGGCGUGAUCUUCAAUGUGGGCACAGAUGACAUCACCAUAGAUGAGCCUGCGGUUACCGUGAACGACGGCAAGUACCACGUGGUUCGCUUUACACGUAGCGGUGGCAACGCCACCCUCCAAGUGGAUAACCAGCCCGUCAUUGAGCGCUUCCCAUCAGGGAACAUUGAUAAUGAACGGCUUGCAAUAGCCAGGCAAAGAAUUCCAUACAGACUUGGUCGGGUAGUUGACGAGUGGCUACUCGACAAAGGUCGGCAGUUGACCAUCUUCAACAGCCAGGCAGCCAUAAAAGUGGGAGGUCAGGAUAAGGGGCGGUCGUUCCAAGGUCAGAUCUCAGGCCUGUACUAUAACGGGCUGCAAGUGCUGAAACUGGCGGCCGAGGGGGACCCGAAUGUGCAGGUGGCAGGAAACUUGCGUUUGGUUGGGGAUGCACCCUCUGUCUUGUCCACAGAGACCACCUCAGCCACCCCUCCGGCUGCGGCAGACAUGUCCACCACCAUAAUGGAGACCACCACCACCAUGGCCACCACCACCACCCGUAGACAGCGCUCUCCCAGCCUGAAGGACAGUAUUACACAGAACUCAGAUGACCUUCUGGUGGCGUCAGCCGAGUGUCCCAGUGAUGACGAGGAUCUGGAGGAGUGUGAGCCUGGCACUGGAGGUGAACUUGUGUUGCCCAUAAUUACCGUGGACACCCAAGACCCCCUUCCCAUGGCCACCCGUUACCCUGCCAUCCCCGCCCCUCCCACUUCCCUGACCCCUCUCCAAACCACCAAAGAGUCCCUCAUUCUGUCCAACCCCCGUCCACCGUGCCCUCCGGACCAGGAGGACUGCGGCGACCCCAUGGAGGUGUCGGCCUUCGGCUCCGGAGAAAUGACGGAGUCCGAUGACGAGGACUUUUACAAAAACUCCCCCAUGGUCACGGACAGGACAGUCCUGCCGCCGCCCCCCGCCGUGGGCAAGAGCGGAGGCCAGGGCCCAGGUGACCACCGUCCUCCAGCCCCCGCCCCCACCACCCACCCCAACCAGCUCCACAUCCCCGCGGGCAAAAUGAACACCCGCGACCAGGUGCUCCUGCCACCUGCCCCAUCCUCCCGUCACACUCCAGGUCUAACCUACCCGCCCGAUUUCCCCCAUGUGCCCACAGCUCACCCCACCGACCUGAUGGAGAAGGGCCGCCCGGGCGCCGUGGAAGUGAUCAGGGAGUCCAGCAGCACCACAGGCAUGGUGGUCGGCAUCGUGGCGGCUGCCGCCCUCUGCAUCCUCAUCCUCCUGUACGCCAUGUAUAAGUACCGCAACCGAGACGAAGGCUCUUAUCAGGUGGACCAGAGCCGCAACCCGGGCUCUGAAAGCAACGGUGCCGUAGUGAAGGAGAAGACGCCGAGCACGACUGCCGCCAUCGCCAAAACGACCACCAAGGGCAAGAAGAACAAAGACAAGGAGUAUUACGUCUGAGUGAACGAGCGCGCA
This is a messenger RNA of Rhinichthys klamathensis goyatoka, 5896 nucleotides long. It is a transcript of the gene nrxn2a, whose product is annotated as neurexin 2a. The coding region runs from base 884 to 5881 and encodes 1665 amino acids. The transcript has 23 exons. Lineage: Eukaryota; Metazoa; Chordata; Actinopteri; Cypriniformes; Leuciscidae. The record is from RefSeq and is a predicted model, not a curated record.